CCUUGACAAACGAAGCUCAUUCAACAUCUUGUUAGCCAGCCACAUAGCAACAAACAAUCAACAUUCAAGAUGCCCGAGAUUGAAGAAGUCGACGACGUGCCCGAGCUCGAGGCCACCCCCGGUGAUGAAAAUGCUGCUGCUGCCGCCGCCGGUAUGGCUGGCAUGAUGCCCGGCAUGGCUGCUGGAGAACCCGAGUCCAAGCAAAACCGUAACGAGAAGAAAUCUCGCAAGGCCAUGCAAAAGUUGGGAAUGCGUCCCGUUCCUGGUGUCCUUCGUGUCACGGUCAAGAAAUCCAAGAACGUGCUCUUUGUCAUCAACAAACCAGAUGUCUUCAAGAGCCCCACCGCCGAUACCUACGUCGUCUUUGGAGAAGCCAAAUCCGAGGAUCUCUCCAGUGCCAGUCAAGCCGCUGCUGCCAAGCAAUUCCGUCAACCCGAUGCUGCCGGUAUGGCGGCUGCCGCUGGUGGUAUGCCACAAAUGGGACAAGCACCUCCUGAAAUGCCGGGAGAUGAGGAAGUUCCUGCUUUGGCAGCUCCAGAAGAGGAAGAAUUGGAUGAAACGGGUGUGGAAGGAAAGGAUAUUGAACUUGUCAUGAGUCAAGCCGGCUGUUCGAGAGCAAAGGCAGUCAAGGCUCUCAAAGAAAAUGGUGGAGAUCUUGUCAAUGCUAUCAUGAGUUUGACCAACUAGUCUAGCAGCUAAUUGUAGUCUAUCUAGCCAUGCUACAUCACAUUUAAGCCACUAGCUAAUGUUGCGUACUAUAGCACUCUUGUUUCCGUCC
Messenger RNA from Seminavis robusta, 778 nucleotides. The record is from the annotation of a GenBank genome assembly. Lineage: Eukaryota; Bacillariophyta; Bacillariophyceae; Naviculales; Naviculaceae.